CACGAUCGGGGGACGAUAAAUUACCGCGAGCGUGUAGAGCCCGCGCUAAAUCUUUCCUUGUCCAGAGCAAGUUCUUGGUCCUGGUUUGUUUCAGUGAACGCUCCCACGAGUCCAGAGCUACGACACCUGCUAGAGGUCCACCUCCACUUGCAUCGAGUGCGCAGAGCUACCAUGGCACGAUCGACAAGAGCGGCCGCGCGGGCGGCGCAACAGACAAUGAGCAAUCUUAACAAGAGAAGCGUUUCUCUAUCCGCGUCUACCGAUGAAGAAUUCACCAAGCGUGUCAAGCGUAUCGAACGCUUACCCAUGAAUCAAAAGGCAUCGAAGAAUGAUACGAGUACAAAGAACAGCACAGCAGCGAAUGUGGAGAGCAGCAUCGAGCCAGGAGACGACACGGCGGGGAGCGACACAACCUCCAAGUCCGUGACCAAGGGCCAGCUCCAAGUCGACAAGAAGUGGAAGUCCUGGUCAGCCAAUGCGGCGUCGACACCGUAUCCCGACUUUGGCCACCCCACCAACCGCGAAUGCCAGCUGGCAUACGACAUCCUCUACAAAUUGCACAACGAUGCUGCGACGAGCUGGUCAAACGCAAAGCGUGCCAUGGACAGUAUGAAGCAGACGUACGGGUCCGUAUUUGCCUAUGACAAAAUCUACGCCAGUGGAACAGAGAAGCUGCAAGAGACCAUCCGAUGCGGCGGGCUUCACAUUAGAAAGACCAAGAUCAUCAUGACCAUCCUUGAAGAAGUGAAACGCCGUUACGGACGCUGGGAUCUUGACCACCUCCUGGAUGCAAGCGACGAGGACGCGAUGAAAGAGCUGAUCAGUUACAAGUACAUCGGUCCAAAGUCGGCCUUCGUUGUCAUGGGUUGGUGUUUGAAACGCAAUCGAUUUACGGUGGACACACACGUGUACCGUAUCGCUGGUCUGUGGGGUUGGAGACCAAAGGAAGCCUCACGUGAGAAGACGCAAUCGCAUCUGGAUGCAGUAAUACCUGCCGAGUUGAAGUUUAAGUUACACUUCUUUCUGAUACAGCAUGGAAGAACCUGUUCUGCCUGUCGUGGCGGAAGCAAAGAGCGGCACGGAUGUGAAGUGCAAGAGGAGGUGAGGAGAACCCUUAGCCAGGAAGGCUUAGCUCCUGCUUGA
Messenger RNA from Boeremia exigua, 1143 nucleotides. RefSeq names its product base excision DNA repair protein. The transcript is spliced from 2 exons. Gene Ontology annotation, molecular function: catalytic activity. Lineage: Eukaryota; Fungi; Ascomycota; Dothideomycetes; Pleosporales; Didymellaceae. Gene Ontology annotation, biological process: base-excision repair. The record is from RefSeq and is a predicted model, not a curated record. The coding region runs from base 172 to 1143 and encodes 323 amino acids.